AUGACCCGCGUGGCUACCCGAUUAAGAGUUCCCAAUGAGGCCCAGUUGGCCUGGAAGAUUGCCCGAUGCACCCGGAACGACCCAACCUUGUCCAGAGUUCGACAUUGGACGGGGGUUGGAUGGCCUCAAGGCAGGCUGCCGGACGAGUUCAAGCCAUUUGUUCGACGGCAGCACGAGUUGUCGGAGUAUCGGGGAUGCCUGCUGUGGGGAUGUAGAGUCAUCAUUCCAGAGCAAGCGAGAGACCAGGUUUCGGAGCUGCUGCAUACCACGCAUCCCGGGAUCGUCCGCAUGAAGGCGCUUGCCAGAAGCACAGUUUGGUGGCCGGGUAUCGACCAAGAUAUCGAAAGGAAGGUCCGAACCUGCCUGCCCUGCCAGGAGACAAGGCCGCAACCUGCACGUGCAAGACUGCAUCCGUGGGAAUUCGCCAGAAGCCCAUGGUCCCGAAUCCACAUCGAUUUUGCAGGAACCUUCCAAGGAAAGGUUUUUCUUCUGGUGGUGGAUGCGCAUUCGAAAUGGCUGGAAGUCAUACAGAUAGCAUCCAUAUCGUCAGCAGCAGUGUGUCAAAGGCUGCGAGUGCUGUUCGCAACACACGGUGUUCCCGACACUAUAGUCUCGGACAAUGGGACAGCGUUCGUCUCACAAGAAUUUGAAGAAUUUUUGCAGAGAAACCAGAUCCGGCACGUUAAGGUGGCGCCAUAUCAUCCAUCGUCAAAUGGCCAAGUGGAGCGCAUGGUCCAAGAAACUAAACAAGUCCUCAGGCGCAUGGAAGGAGGCGACAUGGCCACCAAGUUGGCCCGAUUUCUUUUGAGUCAGCAUAUUCUCCCGCACUCAACGACCGGAAAGAGUCCGGCGGAAUUGUUGAUGGGUCGGAGACUCCGUACUGCACUGGACCGGCUUCACCCAGACCUACAAGCAGAGAUGGUGGACAAGCAAGAGGAACAAGCGCUGCGGGGAAGACAAGGUGUACGCGAAUUCGAGCCGCGAGAACCAGUCUUCAUCCGCAAUUAUUUAGCAGGCCCCAAGUGGCUACCCGGUAUCAUCACUGAGAUCACCGGUCCGGUGUCUUACAAGGUUCGCACCAUCGACGGUCGUUUCUGGAAGCGGCACGUGGACCAAAUCCGGAGACGGGAGUGGAGCACAUACCUGGACUAGGAGGAGCCUACGACAGAGCUGUCACCUCAGCAGCUCUCCUUACCAAGCGAGCCAUCGCUUAG
Molecule: messenger RNA, 1214 nt
Organism: Ixodes scapularis (black-legged tick)
Lineage: Eukaryota; Metazoa; Arthropoda; Arachnida; Ixodida; Ixodidae
Exons: 2
Coding region: 1-1152 (383 amino acids)
Biological process (GO): DNA integration
Molecular function (GO): nucleic acid binding
Source: RefSeq, a predicted model, not a curated record